Lactuca saligna is the source of this 686-nucleotide messenger RNA. The record is from the annotation of a GenBank genome assembly. NCBI's taxonomy places the organism in Eukaryota, Viridiplantae, Streptophyta, Magnoliopsida, Asterales, Asteraceae.
CCUGAUCCUUUACAGGAGACUCACAAAAAUCGUCAAGAUCGCUGUUAUACAGAAUCAUUCAAAGUGGAAUACAAAUAACAGAUCCCUACAUCAAAAUAUGAAUGCUUGUAUUUGUCAGACCUUCAGAUGUUGUAUGUGCAAUAAAUCCUGAAACAACUCCAAGCUCUGCAACUCCUAAUUCUAACCGACUUCCUAACCCUGGGGUGCCCCUUCUGCCAACAAGGGCACCAAAUGUAUCUGGGUUAGGUGGUCGUGGUUUACCAGGGGCAGACAUGACAGGUGGCAUGCCUGACAUGAGCCAGCUGUUGCAGAAUCCAGCUGUUUCUCGUAUGAUGCAAGUCUUGCUUUCAAAUCCCCAGUAUAUGCAACAGAUUGUGAGUCAAAAUCCUCAACUUCUGAUAAGAAUCGAUAACACAAUAAUGAAGAACAGAAAUUAUCAGGCCCAAAGUUCAGCUGUGAUCAAAACGGCAUGCAAUCUCAACUCUAUGCAUUAUCAAAGGGAAGUAGAAUACGAAAAGACAAUAAGGUUAUGGGAGGUGUUGAACACUUUCAUCUAUACAGAGCCAAGCGAAGUAGAAUACAAUAAGGCAAAAAGGUUAUUAUGGGAGUUGUUGAACACCUUCAUCUAUAUGGAGCCAAGAGACCCAUGCAAUAUGCUUUUCUUGGAAUGUUUGAUGUGGCAAUGA